UGGCUUAUGAGGCUCAAAACCCCAUGUGAUUAAAAUUACUAGAGGAGUUCGCGUUCAAGUUAACCACAGGAAGUACUCUCGCUUUCUCUCACUAAUAAUUUGAUUUUCCUUCUCGGUCUCUCUCUCACAAGCUGAAAUUCAACAUCUUGGAGAGCAAUCCAAUCUUGCGUCAUACAUACAGACAUGUAUAUAUAACAAUUCCACCCAAACAUAUUUAAUCAAAACCCUAGAAUCCAACAAUGAAUUCUCUCUCAGUUUCAUCGAAACCUCUAAUAUUCUCUCUAAUCAAUCUCAUCUCCAUCAUCAUCAUAACCUUCUAUGUGAAUCCAAUCACAGCUCGCCAUAGCAUACCUUUCAGAUCAAAAAAUCUCUACCCAGAAAGUAUAGUUUGGGAUCAAUCUGCACAACAUUUCUUAAUCAGUUCUUUAACCUAUCCCAAAAUCAGCUCCGUCUCAGAUGCUGGUGUCGUCGAAACUUUCAUUCACGAUACUGAUCUUCCUGCUAAUUGUACAAUAAACGGAAUCACCAUUGACAAGAUUAAUCGUCGUCUUCUCGCUGUUGUUCAUGCCAUCGAUGAAGAACAACCCCAUUUUGAUGCCCUAGCUUCUUACGAUCUUCGGUCUCGUCAACGUCUCUUCCUCUCUCCAUUGACCGAUAUUAACGCCGUUAAUCCAAUCCGUCCAAUUGCUAACGACGUUGCCGUUGAUUUCAAGGGGAACGCUUAUGUAACCAACUCAGCUGGUAAUUUCAUCUGGAAAGUCGAUGACAAAGGAGAAUCGUCGAUCUUGUCCAGAUCUAAUACGUUUAAGAAGCACCACGUGGAAGCCGAUAAGCUGUGGAGCUUCUGCGGGCUUAACGGGGUUGCUUACGUCAACAAGGGUUACUUGCUGGUGGUACAGUCGAACACCGGCAAGAUGUUUAAAGUCGACGAGGAUACCGGAAAAGCGAGGUUGGUGUUGUUGAAUAAGAAUUUAACGGCGGCAGAUGGAAUAGCGGUUAGAGAUAACGGAGAUGUGGCGGUGAUUUCACAUCAUACAGCUUGGUUAUUGAAGACUGAUGAUAGUUGGGGUGAAGGUGUUGUGUACGAUGAAAUUGCACUUGAUGUGAAGAAAUUUGCAUCUGCAGUUGCUGUGCGAAAUGAUAAUAAAAGGGUUUAUGCGUUGUAUGGGAAUGUAAAUGAGCCUUUGAUUGAAGAGAAUAAUGUGGAAAGAGAGGAAUAUGAGAUCGAAGAGAUGGAGUGGGAAAAAGAGAGUCGGGAAGAGAAAAUUUGGAUUUAUGUUCUGGUUGGUUUUGGAUUUGCUUACUUUAUGUUUUGGAGGUUUCAAAUGCGUGAUCUUGCCAAAAACAUGAACAAAAAGACUGCCUAGAGUUUUUAUCAUAGCGAGUGCUAGAGGAGGAGGCGUUGUAAUUCUCUUUUUUGUUUAGGUUUGUUUUUCAUUUUAAUGUUGAUUGUGUUUUGAACUUUUGAUUUGAUGACUAUCUGUACAAAUUUUGCAAACAAGAACCAGAGUUUAUCAUAUCAGGAACACUGUAAUAGUGCAUCGGCUGUUGAAUUUGCUGAAAUGUAGCCUUAACAGAACUGUUUCAAUUAUCACAACCGGGAACUUAUUAUUA
This is a messenger RNA of Papaver somniferum (opium poppy), 1614 nucleotides long. RefSeq lists its product as uncharacterized. Lineage: Eukaryota; Viridiplantae; Streptophyta; Magnoliopsida; Ranunculales; Papaveraceae. The coding region runs from base 240 to 1367 and encodes 375 amino acids. The transcript is spliced from 2 exons. The record is from RefSeq and is a predicted model, not a curated record. Gene Ontology annotation, cellular component: endoplasmic reticulum.